CUUCACUCACGAGUCGGAGUCACCGCCUCCAUAUUCCAUACGUGCCAAAUUCAUAGUUUUGCCUUGGGACAUUUCGCCAAACUGCCGCGUUCAAACUCUUCGCCUUCGCCGCCGUCUGCAAGAAAUGCAUCCGGGCGUGCGGAUUCGUCUAGACGACAAUUCUUGAGUUCUAGACCUGUAAAACGUCACAUGGGACCGUUUGGGGCCACGGUGGCAGCUGUUCAGCCAGAUCAUACUAAUAUGGAAUUGAGUUCAACCUAUCACGCAGGGUCUUCAAGCGAUCAGUCGAGUACUGAAACAGCCGAUGAGGAUUCGGAUGAUGAGCCUCAUGAUAUUCGAGGACGACGUCCUUCUCAAAAAGGCCUGCAAAGGGACGUUCGAGACACCAUCAGGAGAAAGCGGCGCCCAACGUCUCCUUCCCAACAGGCGUCUGGCCCCAUGCCUCUUGAUUACACUAACGAUGGCAAGCAAAUUGGUUCCUUACCACGAAGAAUGUCAUUCACUCGUUCACGCUCGCCUCACCCACGAACCUUCGACAAUGCAACUAAUGCAGCACACCCAUCUUCUGGAGCUUCAUCGUUUCCUCAGCGGCACAAACUGCUUCCAUUUGUGCACACUCUAUUGCCAGCAAUGAUAUCUGGCAGUCUUUCCCUCCCUCGCCUUGGAACUUGGACAUUUUGGAUGGACACUAGAUAUAUGGGAGAAUCACUUCUCCUCGUCGGAUCUUUAGCUUUUUUCAACAAGAAACUCACGGAUGACACCCAUGACAUCAUUGACUCGUCAAUGUCCGCAGAAAUGUAUAUCCUCCUUAUUAUAGCCAUAGUCUAUAUUAUACGUGCGCACACCAUACUACCGCACACCAGCACCGCUGCACCUACUGCUCCAGAGUCUCGCCGUACAGCAUCCCCUCGUAUUGAGACUCGUGAAAUUAGACGCAGUGGCUCCCAGUUGAGCCCUACGAUUAAACCGCGCUUUAGUUUCAUCUGGAUGAGUGUCCCAAAGAAUUACAGGGAGUCUCCGAAUGAUGGCGUCCUCACAGGGCUCCUACUCCCACCCAUGAUUGCGCUAGCACUAUUAUACUCGGCCUUGCGGCAGGUUCACUCUCCAUUGUCUGAUCCCAAUCUUCCUCCACCUCAUUGGUUGAUAGAAGCUCCCAGUGUACUCCAUAACCCUCGAUCACCUGAUUCCGCUAUCGAUGCCCUCAUACAAUCUCGUCGUGGCCUAGUGGAUUAUUCCACAAUGUGUUCGUUUAUAUUAUUAGCCCAAGUAUGCUCGUCGUGGAUCAUUGAGACGCGGUAUCGCGGACGUCCUAGCGUCCCUGAGGGAGAGCGUGGCUCUGUUCCUCGUAGUGAAAUGCGUAGAACAUGGCUUUACCUGCUCUUUACUUUCGGCAUGACCAUACUGGCCAUUACCGUUCGAUAUCUUUUUGCGUUGGCGGAGAUCCCUAUAUGGCGAAAUAUCAGCUAUUUCGACAUUGGCAUCGGCUCAUUGUUCUAUCAGCUUUGCUUAUAUAGUGCCCUUCGGCUAGCGCAUGGUGGGUUCACGCUGGGUGAAUUGGCCCUUGUCUGCUUUGGCGGGUUGUCCUUGGCCACGGAACUGCUGGGAUUGACUAGAGCGAGGAUAUGGCCGAAAACAGCGCCAUUUAUCAAGACGUACCGCCUGCCAACACCCCUGUUGAUUUUCCAGAUUGCUCUGAUCGCAGGUUCUUUCAUUACUGGCUUCCUACUUUCUCCCCUUCUCGCCUUAUCACGGCAUAUUGCGCAACGACCAGUGAGGCGUCUUCGACUCCCACAGGAGAAGCAACGACAUCGACGAGCUCUUGCCGCGGGUUUUUACAUCGGAACCAUAAUCAUUGUAGUUGGCCUUAUUGGUUCGUGGACGUGGUGGAACCUCGGAGGUAGAAAUCCGUGGCUUUGGACUAUCCUUUGGCUCUUUGAGGGGCGUAAGAAGUGGAGUCGACCCAUGCUUCUUGCCUACUGGGCCCUUCUCGGAAGCAUCAGCGUUGCCGGAUGGAACCGACAGCUAUCAAGGUCAAGGCGGUACAGGCAUAGAAACACGAGUGGGGGUACACAAGAUAAUGUGAUCGUUCCAUUUGCCGCGAACUCGAAUCAGAAACCACAAACGGAGAUAUCUUCAUCCGCUCCCACCACUGCACUUGGGCUUACAUUCCCCAACUUGGCUAAUCUCCCUAAUCUGUCCAAUGGUUCGCAAGUCGCCACAGAAUUGUUGGAUGCCGCGGAUAAGCACGUUCCUACACUUGGUAUCAACGCGAGGCGCAAGUUCUUUCACGCGUUGGCAGUUGUUAUGUUCCUGCCUGGAGUAGCUGUUGACCCCGCAUUCACUCACUUGUCCUUCAGUGCAGCAUUUGCGCUCUUUAUCUUUGCAGAGUAUGUCAGAUACUUCGCCAUUUAUCCUUUUGGUGCGGCUGUGCACCUGUUCAUGAACGAGUUCCUCGAACAAAAGGACAGCGGAACUGCCAUCCUCAGUCACUUUUAUCUGCUUAUUGGUUGCGCGGGCCCACUGUGGCUUGAAGAGCCAUCGCAGUUGCUACAAUACACCGGUAUCCUCGCUUUGGGUAUUGGCGAUGCUCUGGCAUCUAUUGUCGGGAAACGCGUCGGUCGGCACCGUUGGUCUUCAACGUCCUCUAAGACCCUAGAAGGUAGCGCUGCAUUUGUGCUGUCCCUCGUGGGUUGCGCGUGGCUUUUGAGACUUUGCGGGCUUACGGAAGAAUUUUCGACAUUGCGCUAUUCUAUUGUGGUCACUCUCUCAUGUGUACUUGAGGCCCUGUCAGACCAGAACGACAACUUGACUCUACCGUUGUAUAUGUGGAGUUUACUUGUAGCUGUCGAUGAUGGCGGGCUUGACGGAAGACACUUGUGCUCCAUUUUAAUUUUCAUUAAUGUUUCCACUAAACUCGCAAAAAAAGAAUGCAAACAAAAAUGGAAGGCAUCUUGGUUCCUUAUUGGUCCUGACGUCAAGCGAGGCACGGGGUUGCUUGUGGGGCGCUUAUCCUCGACAAUAACAGAUACAGCACUAGAUCCACUUCCAUCAUCUCUAGUACCUCUCGCAAAGCCCUUUCCUUUGCCAUCCCCAUUUCAAAUGCCCAUUCCACGUUUGCCCAAGGUGAAGCACCGAAGUCCUCGACUGCCGCGACCAGCAACCGCCUCUAUGGCAGAGGGCACUCAAUCAUACCUACCCCCUGCGCCCCAGGUGCCAUGUUUACAUGAUAGUCACAUCCCCAAGAGCUCGGAUCCUCGUGUUUCUUCAAAGGAUGUAUAUAAUACUCGAGAUACCGAUGCUUUAUCCAUGAAGUCAUUCGAAGUACGCCCUGCAGACAUGGCUCCAUCUGGUAGUCCUUGUGAAACCCUCGCCGCGGCGGCGAGUGUUCCUGGCGAUAUCCGACCCGACAUCGACGGGGCCGAGCACGACUGGGCUACAUUCAUGACUGCUUACGCAUCGGGUCAGUGGCAUCCUCAUCAAACGCCUCGUCAUCCGCGUUCGAUGAUGUCUACUCCUAUCAUGCGGGAGGGCUCUUCGCGAGACAAUUUUGCGUUGAGACAUGAUCCUGCGUCGAUUAUCGUCGAAUCACCGCAGCAUUCGCAUCCUGUAUUGCCUGCCUACCACACUUUUAGUUCUUCCUCAGUUUCCAGUGGCAGUAGCAAUGAGACAGAGUUCAAGCCCGCUCCCGAGAAAGCGGUGAUGAUCUCUGAUUUUCCUUCAUUCAUGUAUCCUGACAAACUAUCGUCAAAGAUUACAUCAAAGUCAUCGUCGCUCAGUGGCCGCAGAUUCCGCAACUCAUUCACAGAUCUGCGACACGCAACAGGAGCCCAGGCGAUGCAUCUCCAUUUAGACGCCACACAAACUUUUAGCAUUAGUCCGGAGGCAACUGCUGCGGCUGCAACCAUGCGAUGGGCAGCAGCACGCGUUAAUUUGUCUCCUCUUGCGUUGCCCUCUCCUGAGCAUGAGUUAACAGAUCCAAUGCGAGGUGUGCAUGCAGCAAUACCAGGAUCACAUCCGACUGUCAGUAGCCCCCCUGCCCAUCCGACAACGCCUGGAAUGUCUCGAAUCCGCGCAGGCAGCUUUUGGGAGGGUACACAAGAUGUCGAAGAUGAAUUAACCGUGCUCGCCCUACCCGGAUCGUUACCUAGAACCCCCCUACGCAACAUAACUGAGGGAGAGCUACAUGUCUCUUUCCCCCCGCCAACCUCUGUUCCACUGCAGCGUAAUUAUUCACCUGAGCCGACAGAAGAAGGCGAUUACUUCACCGCAGUCAGUACAUCCGCUUCAGAGCAAUUUCCCAUGACCCCCGACCCCGCUCAAUUUUGGCAGGACUACGUAAACCACAGACGUGAACCUGGGCCAAUGGAACUCAACGUUUGUACGGCACCACCCCUUCCGCGAAGGAUUUGCUUGACAAGGCAAACCUCUUCGCCCCUACCCGACAGCAUAGGUAGAGACCGUGGCUUACCAGGCGGACGAUCAGUGUGCGACUCGGUCAAUAGUUUUCGUGCUGGUCGAUCUGCGAAGGAGGAGCAGAUGUUCCUAGAUCUUGGCUAUUUAGCUCCACCGAACCCUCCGGACGAGCUCGAGCGAAGACGCGCUCUAUACAAGUUUAACCUCUGGAACACCGGCCCCGACAUCAACUUCGAUCGCAUUGCACAUCUGGUCAAACUUGUGUUCAACACGAAAUGCGUUUACAUAUCCCUCAUCGAUGGCACAGAGCAGUGGUUCAAAUCACAGUGUAUGGUGCUCAAUUCCUGUCAUCUACCUAUAUCUCCAAUCUUUUGCAGGUGGGAUUACUUUAAAGCGCAGUGCAAGAUUGACAUCCUUCUGUGCACACGCUAUACUGCAAAGAACUCCAGUCUUACUGUCCGUAGGGGUGACGAACCAACUGUUAUCCUGGACACAAAGUUAGAUUGGCGGUUUGCUAAGAAUCCUCUGGUUACCGGAUUCCCAAACGUUCGCUUCUAUGCUGCAGCUCCGUUGAGAACCUCCGAUGGAUUUAACAUUGGCAGUCUUUCCUUGAUUGAUGAUUCACCGCGACAGGAUUUCGCCCCGCGCCAGCGACACACUUUGAAGGAAUUUGCGGCCGUUGUGAUGCGUGAGAUGGAAUUGUGGCGUGAUAAAAUCCAACUGCGCAUACGAGACAAAAUCCAGACCUCUAUGGAGCAAUUUAGUCGAGAGUGCCUUGAGAUCGAUCAGAAAGAUGCAAACAUGGAUGAUGACCCUUACGCUAACUCGUCCAUGGACAGAGUGUAUGAUCGUGCAGCUAGACUUGUGAAACGCACUUUAGACGUCGAGGAGGUGGUAGUCAUGGAUGUUUCACACUGCGAAGUACUGGAGACGCUCAGUGCCGAAGCAACGAUAUCUGUUGUCAUGCAUCGCGGAGAUCCACAAUUCCGACCAACAUCUCGCACACUGACGGCGGAUGAAUACCACAAGCUAAACGCGUUCUUUGAUCAAUACCCUGACGGAAAAGUAUCUGAAGGCAUUUUACCGGUCUGCUUCCGUCCCUUUAUCCCAACGCACAUACAGUAUGCACUCACUGUUCCUGUUUUCAAUAUCGACAAAAGGCCGUUUGCCUUGAUUUGUGCUUACAAUGCCACUGAUUCAUCACGGCGAUUUCUCGAGGGACACGAACUGUCUUAUCUUCGUGCUAUAGGUGUCAUCAUUCUCUCCGCUGUCCUCAAGAGGAGAAUGAUGCUGGCCGACCAAGCGAAGAGUUUAUUUAUAUCCAACAUAUCUCACGAGCUUCGUACUCCUCUGCAUGGGAUUCUCGCUGCAGCUGAAUUACUUUCCGAUACAUCGUUAAGCCAUAGCCAGACUUCAUUCCUGCACACCGUCCAGGCGUGCGGGACAUCACUUGUUGAAACGGUGAACCACGUUCUCGAUUUCACGAAACUUAGCGGCAAUAUGAAAGCAGGUGGCGUGGACAAUGUCAUUACGAGGAGCAUCGUGGAUCUCGAACAACUUGUUGAAGAGGCAAUCGACGGAUCGUGGAUUGGACACUGUGCCCGUACAUCUGCCAUUCGCGAGUCAGAAAUUGGGAGUGUCUAUGCUCCAGCGAUGGAACAGCGGUCCUCGAGUGUUAUGGCUGCUCCAGCCUCUUCGAGGCGCGUGGAGAUCAUUGUUGAUAUCGACCGACGUGAAGGCGGGUGGAUUUUGAAGUGCGACAAAGGUGGUAUUCGAAGGGUGUUGAUGAAUCUUUUUGGAAACAGCCUGAAGUUCACGACCGAUGGUUACGUUCAUGUAUCUUUGCGCCAAGUGUCUGCGCCAAAUGAAGAGCCUAGCAUGGUGGAGUUAUGUGUCAGUGAUACGGGAAAGGGAAUCAGCCAAAAUUUUCUGAAGAAUCACUUGUUCCAUCCCUUUUCCCAGGAGAACCCUCUACAAGCUGGGACAGGUUUAGGCCUUGCGAUUGUCAACAGCAUCGUCCAGUCUCCAAGCGUGGGCGGAAAAGUGGAAGUAUCCAGCGAAGAAAACGUUGGCACCGAUAUCAAGAUCACCUUCCAAGCAGAAACUUUGGAAGAUGGCGCGAGUGCUCUUCAAACCCCUUUUAUGUUCGAUGGUGUUGUCCCCACUGUUACCUUCCUCGGGUUCAAGCAUAAGAGCAAAGGUGUUCAGAUGCUCAGCGAUGUGCUUCGCAAGUACCUCCAGGAUUGGUGGGGAUUCACAGUGCAGACUGAUGGAGGUGAGUUGAGCGACAUCGUGAUAAUAAACGAAGACUCGUCACCUGUUGUUACCGCUCUUGAGAAAAUGGACUACCGUCGGUCGUUCAUUAUCUUGUCUUCAAGUAGAGGUAGCCCGAGGGUCAUGGGGAUUUGCAGUUCCUACGAGAACUUUGGUGGUUUUUGUCGCAUUGUUCACAAACCAGGCGGGCCUUUCCGAUUGCGCGCUGUGUUGAAACAUUUACUUCGAGCCAAACAAAGACGUCAACAACGUCUGCCAAGCUUCGCCAGCUCUGUGGCCGGGAUCUCGGAUGAUAGCAUCUCUCUGCACUCCUCCAUGCUUACAGACGACCUAUCGAGUCCAAACCGGCAUCGCCGAGCGAGCAUUGAUUGGGGUUCACACAAUCGCUCAUCUCCCGCACUUCCCAACACCCCACCUGAAAUGCCUGCAUCGCCGGAUGUCGAGGAAGCGCCAUCCUCUCCGGAGAACACUGAGACUGAAAGCACAUCUUCAAGUAUAUCAAAUUCAACAGUAACCAUCGGUACGGAUGGGAUACUCCUGGAAUCGUCAAUCCGGACACUGGAUUUAAAUCGCCCUCGUCCGAAAGUUUUGGUGGUUGAAGACAACAAUAUCCUGCGAAGUUUACUUAUCAAAUGGCUGAUGAAGAAGGGAUUUGAAUAUCGUGAGGCAGUCGAUGGUCGACAAGGAGUCGAGACAUUUGAAUCUGAAGGACCAUUUGACGUCGUUCUGCUUGAUCUGUCCAUGCCCAUCCUCGAUGGGCUGGGCGCCACCAUCGAGAUUCGCCAGCUUGAAAAAGCUCGAGAAAGUCGGCAGCCAAGCGUCAUCCUAGCUUUGACUGGCAUGUCAUCCCUUGAAGACAAACGCAGGGCAUUCGAGGCUGGCAUGAGCGGAUAUCUUGUCAAGCCCGUAGCAUUCAAAACGCUCGAAGAGAUGUUCCGCAAGAUAGGGCUUUCGUGACCCCUCAUGCAAAUCUGUCUGCCCAUCUAUAGACUUGCUUCACGUACGUAUAUUACACCGCCUAAUGGCAUGGCCACACGAUCGUAUGAUAUCCACGUUCCUCCGAUGACAUCGACAAUUGUUUUCGUUCAGUUCUUUUACACAGCACGCCCCAACAUCACAUUCUUCCACUUACUGAUCGCACGUUUCAUUUUUUGAAUCGGUUAUUAUCUAGACCAUGUAUUAUAUUAAGGCAGUGUGUUACGAUUGAAUGCGGAGCAUUUCAUUGUUGU
Suillus subalutaceus is the source of this 7916-nucleotide messenger RNA. Its product is annotated as Fph type histidine kinase. Gene Ontology annotation, molecular function: dolichol kinase activity; phosphorelay sensor kinase activity; protein binding. Lineage: Eukaryota; Fungi; Basidiomycota; Agaricomycetes; Boletales; Suillaceae. Gene Ontology annotation, cellular component: endoplasmic reticulum membrane. The transcript has 37 exons. The record is from RefSeq and is a predicted model, not a curated record. Gene Ontology annotation, biological process: phosphorylation; phosphorelay signal transduction system; dolichyl monophosphate biosynthetic process. The coding region runs from base 190 to 7644 and encodes 2484 amino acids.